AUGGAGUCAGGUCGCAGCGGAAGCAUCUGCAGGAGUUUCUUAAUCGGCUCUUGUAGAUUUGGUCCAAGGUGUCAUUAUCGCCAUGAGUGGCCAGUCAUCCCGUCAGCCCAGAUAUGUAGACACUUUCAGAAAGGUGGAUGCUGGUAUGGCGACCGCUGCAGGUUUAUCCAUAUCCUCCAGCCUGUAGCGGAUGCAGCUGUUGCAGGUAGAAGGAGUUCGGCGCCCACAGUCUCCUCCUCACACGUGGCCCACGCUCAGCCGGACAGAAGGAGGUCAGAGCCUGCUCUCCUGCGGGCUGAGGUGACGUCCAGGCAGGAGUGCAGCAGAUCAGAGCGGCUGUUUAAUAUCCCAGAUCCUCGACGCAACACCCGACAUCUGCCAAUAAAUAUUCCUGUGGAACAAGCGCAAGAUAUUCCCUCUCUUUCUGCUUCUCGGGCAUCGGUCCAAAGAUCACAUGCUGCUGAAUGGGAUGGAAGAAAUGAGCAGUUUUUUGGGGUUCAGCAGGCUUCUUCAACAGAGACAACAGAGGAGGGGGCUACAGCUGCAGCCUUUGCGAGCCAGGGGGAAGUUGAGAGAGGGGAGUCUUUCCUCAACAGUAAAAACGUGACCUGCGGCAUCUGCAUGGACAAAGUCUACGAAAAAACUGAACUAGGCGAACAACUUUUCGGGAUAUUGCCCAACUGCAAUCACUCCUUCUGUUUACCAUGUAUAAGGACCUGGAGGAAAACAAAAGACUUUGGGCAGGACGUGGUUAAGAGCUGCCCACAGUGUCGAGUGAGAUCUGCCUUUUACGUGCCAAGCAAAUACUGGCUCGACGGAAAGGAAAAGGAAAAUGUAAUUGCUGCUUUUAAAGAGAAAUGCAGACAGAAAAGCUGCAGUUACUUUGCACGAUACAGAUGCUGUCCCUUCAAGGCGGAGUGCCUUUAUCGACAUGAUAAACCUUUACGUCGAAGAUCAUUCCAGUAUCCUACAGAAGAUAAAGACGACUUUGUGGGUUUAGCCCUGCUGGAUUUUUUCAUGGACGUGGCCCUCGGUGUUGAGUAUGAUGGUGAUGAUGAUGAUGACGACUUUGAGGCCUACUUCACUCUUUUCCCCCGACGUAUGGAGUACGGAUUCUGA
Molecule: messenger RNA, 1119 nt
Organism: Limanda limanda (common dab)
Lineage: Eukaryota; Metazoa; Chordata; Actinopteri; Pleuronectiformes; Pleuronectidae
Gene: mkrn4
Product: makorin, ring finger protein, 4
Exons: 8
Coding region: 1-1119 (372 amino acids)
Biological process (GO): protein polyubiquitination
Molecular function (GO): metal ion binding; ubiquitin protein ligase activity
Source: RefSeq, a predicted model, not a curated record